Molecule: messenger RNA, 2583 nt
Organism: Gasterosteus aculeatus aculeatus (three-spined stickleback)
Lineage: Eukaryota; Metazoa; Chordata; Actinopteri; Perciformes; Gasterosteidae
Source: RefSeq, a predicted model, not a curated record
UAGAGAUCCUUAUCACUAUACGUGUAAAUUGUUUGAAUGCUUUUGAUACCAAAGAUACAUAAAAGUCUGCUGUAGGAGAAUUUUUGUGGACAUAUAAUAAUUUUUUUAAUUGAUAUCGAUCCCGCCUCGUUUCACUCUUGAAUGAACACUUUUUGAGAGGCACGUCGGGAAGAGACUCUCUUGCAUACUUCCAAAAGGUGUGAGAAACAUUUCUAUGAAAGAAAUAGGUACACAAGUGACUGCUCUCACAUCACUGAUCACCAGAUUUCAAAACCUGGCGUCCAUCGAGAAGGAAAAUAACCCAACCUUUUCUCUGUUGAUGUGGAAGGAGAACUGGAGGCGGUGCAUGUUCAAGUGUUUUUUAAUUCAAAGUGAAUCCCUUUGACGUAUCCACCAGCAGCUCCCACUAUCAAUCCGAUUGUUGAGUGCAAAGAAGGAAUUCACUUUGAUCUAGUGAGACUUUAAUUAUACUGCUGGUUUAAGCGCUUCAACCCAGUAACAUGAAAUGUAACUUACUCUUCUCCAUGUGAACGUCUGAGGUUUGGACUCCAGUGCUAAAUACAGUAAGGAAAAUGUGUAACCAUUAACACUGUGUGCAAGUUGUAGGAAACUCAUGGCAUCAUGUUACAUCAAGCCAAGUAGGUGUUCCUUACACUCUGCCAUCAGCAGACCACACCUCCCCAUACCUGCUGCUCUUUAACAACCUGUCAUUUCACUCUCACAUCACAACAGUUGUACGGGGACUGAACUACAUUGCUCUGAAACCUCUUUGACCAACCGCCAUUGGUUUGGAUCGCUAUGGAUUCACCACAGCAGUCAGACAGAUUAAUAGGCGUGACAGCUGGGAGAGACAAAGAGGAGCACUCAGCAGCAGUAGAAGACAAGGGACAGACAUCUGCUGACUUCAGCCGCAUCUACAGCACAGACCUGCUUCCUGCUCCAGGGGGUGAGGAGAUGACCGGAGAAUUUCUGAAGGAGCUGGUUAACAUCCUGUUGGCUUACAUCAGCAAGUCAAGUCAGCGGAGCUCCAAGGUCCUGGACUUCCACCAUCCUCACCAGCUAAAGGAGGGCCUGGAGUGCUUCACUCUGGACCUGCCUGACAAACCAGAACCUCUGGAGCAGCUACUAGUAGACUGUAGAGACACACUUAAAUAUGGUGUUUGUACAGGUCAUCCCCGGUUCUUGAACCAGCUGUCUUCUGGGUUGGAUGUGGUUGGUUUAGCAGGCGAAUGGUUGACCUCUGCAGCCAACACUAACAUGUUUACGUAUGAAGUGUCCCCUGUUUUCGUCCUCAUGGAGGAGUUUUUGCUGAGGAAGAUGCAAAGCAUUGUGGGUUGGUCUGACGAUGUGGGAGAUGGAAUCUUUUGUCCAGGUGGCACAAUAUCCAAUCUGUACAGCGUCCUGUUGGCCAGAUAUCACUUCUACCCAGAGGUGAAGACAAUGGGGAUGGGAGUUCUGCCUCAGCUGGCCCUCUUCACUUCAGAACAAAGUCACUACUCAGUCAAGAAAUCUGCAGCAGUACUGGGGAUGGGCAGCAAGAAUGUGUUCAUGGUGAAAUGUGAUGACAGUGGGAAAAUGAUUCCUUCUGAACUUGAGUCUUGCAUCGUUGCCGCUGACAAAAAGGGGCUUGUUCCAUUCUACGUGAAUGCGACAGCGGGCACCACGGUGUACGGCGCCUUUGAUCCUCUCGACGCCAUAGCUGACAUCUGCCAAAGACACACACUGUGGAUGCAUGUAGAUGCAGCGUGGGGGGGAGGCCUGCUGAUGUCAGACAGGCACAAGAUGAAACUACGUGGCAUUGAAAGAGCCUGGUCUGUAACUUGGAAUCCUCACAAGAUGAUGGGCGUCCCUCUACAAUGCUCCGUCAUACUAGUCAAGAAAAGGGGUCUUUUACAGGAAUGUAAUGAUUUCGGGGCUGAGUAUCUUUUCCAGACAGACAAAAUCUACGACGUGAGCUAUGACACUGGAGAUAAGAGCUUCCAGUGUGGACGACAUGUUGAUGUCUUUAAACUUUGGCUCAUGUGGAAGGCAAAGGGCUCUGAGGGUUUUGGAGCUCAGGUGAACAAAUGUUUAGAGAAUGCAGAGUAUCUGUAUGAUCAGCUGCAAAGGAGGACACACUUUGAACUGGUCUUGAAAAAUAAGCCGGAGCACAGCAACGUGUGUUUCUGGUACAUCCCUCCGAGUCUGAGAAGCCUGCCACCUGGACCUGACAGAGACGCGAGACUCCAUCAGGUGGCUCCUCGGAUCAAGGGCAGGAUGAUGGAGAAGGGCUCAGUCAUGAUUGGCUAUCAGCCUUUGGGGGACAAAGUCAAUUUCUUUAGGUGUGUGUUCUCUAAUCCAGCUACGCAGCAAGAGGACGUUGACUUCCUGCUGGAGGAGAUCGCCCGGCUGGCCGAUGACCUCUGAUUGGAUUGAUGUCAUUUUUAAGGAAAUGCGUGCAAUCGUAUAAGUCCAUCAUUUUACUGUGCCAUUAGUACAUUGGAUCCAACCUUGUUAGAGACAAUUACUGAAAAAUAUGCUCUAUAGCCUCAUAGCAGUCUAAUAAAAAGGAUCCCUCGACCGAUAUUAAACCAGAAAUGUUUA